AUGGACCUGGUUAAGACUGCAGUGUCCCUCCACAUUCUUCUUUGCUGUGCAGGGGCCCUAUCCCACAACACCUAUAUGGACAGCAUCCUCCCACCGCCCUCAGCUCUCAGGCAGCUGGGUGAGCCAAUGAGGUUUGACCCCUGUUGUCUCAUGUCACCGCCUCCACCACCGUUGUUCCCUCCGCCACCUCAGCUGUGGAAGCGUGGGACCCCUGAUGGCUCUGGCAUGUUAGAGCCAGCUGUGGAUAAAGAAGAGGAGAGAGAGCAGAAGCAACAUAAAGAAGUGACUCCGGGGUGUGCAGCUGGACCUCCAGGACCCCCUGGACCACAGGGUCAUAGUGGAUUGCCCGGCAUAAGAGGACCAAAAGGGGAGAAGGGGGAAAUUGGACGUCCAGGGUCAAAGGGACGGACCGGAGCCCCAGGCCUCCCAGGGAAACAAGGACUUCCAGGGUGGCCUGGUCCUGAAGGCCCCAAGGGCGAGAAAGGCGAUCUAGGACUCAUGGGAUUACCAGGACUGAGGGGACCACCAGGGACAAAGGGUUUGCCUGGUAACAAAGGAGAUAAGGGGGUUCGUGGAGACCCUGGAGUAACAGGACCAAAGGGGGAUAAGGGGUCUAUUGGUUUGCCCGGGAUGCUUGGACAGAAGGGUGAGAUGGGACCAAAGGGAGAGCCAGGAGUCUCAGGGAAGAGAGGACCCACGGGACGACCAGGGAAGAGAGGCAAACAGGGUAUGAAGGGCCAGAGUGGAGCCCCUGGAGUCAUGGGCCCCACUGGACCACCAGGUCCUAACGGCCUCCCCGGGCCUCCUGGUCUACCUGCCUCAGGCCUGUAUUUAGUCGGGGAGAAGGGAGAGAAGGGUCUUCCAGGACCACCAGGUCGCUGUGAGUGUGAUCCCAAUGCUGGGGCGAGCAAUGCCCCUUAUGGAAGCUACACACAGAGAGGCAGCUACAACAGAGUCCCUGCAAUAUUUGUGGUAAACAGUGAGGAGGAGCUGGGCCGUCUGCAUAUGGACAACGCCAUAGCAUUCAGGAAGGAUCAGAAAUCCCUCUAUUUCAAAGAUAAAGAUGGCUGGAAGCCUAUACAGCCUUUCCAGCCGUUCCAGUCCACAGAGAAAGUCCCAGAGAGAGUCGGUGUUUGUGGGGACGGGAAAGUGCAGGCUCAGCAUGGAGAGGAGUGUGAUGAUGGCAACAAGAUUGUCACUGACUCUUGUCUUAACUGUAAGUGGGCUUACUGUGGAGACGGCUACCGGCAUGAAGGCAUGGAGGAGUGUGAUGGAAAGGAUUUCGGUUAUCAGACCUGCAAAUCCUAUCUCCCUGGAUCCUUUGGGCAGCUCAGAUGCACUGACGCCUGCCUCAUUGACUCCACCGGCUGCAAGUAUUUCACCUGAACCCCUUCAAGAAAAAAAAAAAAAGAAACAAAGAAAAUGGCAGCUAGACUGGCUGCAUUUUGGGAAUGUUCAUACUUCAGAUUUUUACUGGAGUCUCACCCAAAAAGAUAACUGGUGGACUGGUGGACUACGAAGGGGAAGCUUUAAUGUUCUGAGCCAUGAAAAGUCAGGGGAGUCAACUUUGAUUUGACUGAACCCUCUGGAGUGUUAAUUCCUUUGUUGGCCUCAGGAAAUGGCUCCACACUACUGUGUUAUACCAUCAGCUGCAGCACUGUUACCGGCACUGGUGGUUGUGGACAACAUAUUUUCACUAUGACCGUGUAAUGUACUUAUAAUGUCAAUGAAUUCUUGACUGUUAAUGCAGAAAUAAGCUGUGUUCUUAAAAAAACAUAUUUUAUAGCAAAGAGAGAGUUAAUAAGGAUGGAAUUUCCAAAGAGGCAAAUAUAGUAUGCAAA
Messenger RNA from Myripristis murdjan (pinecone soldierfish), 1841 nucleotides. RefSeq names its product acetylcholinesterase collagenic tail peptide. The record is from RefSeq and is a predicted model, not a curated record. Gene Ontology annotation, biological process: extracellular matrix organization. The transcript has 17 exons. Gene Ontology annotation, molecular function: extracellular matrix structural constituent conferring tensile strength. The coding region runs from base 1 to 1386 and encodes 461 amino acids. Lineage: Eukaryota; Metazoa; Chordata; Actinopteri; Holocentriformes; Holocentridae.